AUGGCAUUCUACUCGAUUGCUCUACUCUCUAUAGCAUGCUCUAUCAUUCUGUUCAGGGUGGGGAUCGACCAGUACAUGCCGCUUCUCGUUUCGAACACUAGCGCCGGGUCGACUUCGAAGCCCCAAUCAAAGCUAGAAGAAUUUGGAUUCCUAGAAAUCUCCUCCGGAAUUAAUCCUAUUGUCGAUAUUAUCGCUAUCCAUGGCUUGCAAGGUCACAGAGAGAAGACCUGGACGACAGAUGAUGGAGUGUUUUGGUUACGUGACCUCUUGCCUUCAGACUUGUCCAACGCCCGAGUCCUCAGCUAUGGAUACGAUGCCGACAUCCGCAGUCGCGAAUGUGUAUCAACUCAAACGAUGAGUCGGCAUGCAGAAGGGUUCGCCAAUGCACUCUCACGGGUCCGGAAAGACGCUCCUCGUCGCCCCAUUAUCUUUGUCGCACACGACAUAGGAGGUAUUAUCCUCAAAUGGACACUGGUUAUCUGCCACAAUCAAAGGUUGGAAUCCAAGGGUCACCUUCGGGAUAUUCUCGUUUCGACACAUGGGAUCCUGUUCUUCGGGACUCCACACUUUGGCGUCGAGGGAACGACUUUCCUUCGAGGGAAUCAAUUUUAUACUAACAUACAGCGAUUCUGGGUCGCGGCCAGCGAGAAGAUUAGUAUCAUCUUCUUCUGCGAAGGUUAUGCGAUGGCCGAUGUCGGGAAUCGAGGAGAACUUAAUGUUCCAUAUUACUCGGCUACUAUCGCCGGGGACCGCGAUGCGGCGACAAUCGUACUUCAUGCAAAUCAUCGCAAUUUGGUCCGAUUCUCAUCCAAAGAGAAUGACAACUACAUCACGGUCCAUUACUAUCUCAAAGAGUACAUCAAUAAUGCGCCUUUGACAGUGCAAAAGAAAUGGAAUAAAGAAGACGAACUUCGCAAUACAGCAAAGGGAGAAUCCGAAGAGUCCAUGACGCCAAAACCCCGUCCACUCCUGUCAAGAACUUACAUCGAAAGAAAACGAAUCGAGUCCCUCAUUACAAAGAAGCUGCUUCCAGAGAGUCGCGGAAAGCAUCAACCACGAUGUAUACUAUAUGGACUUGGAGGGGCGGGCAAGACUCAGCUCGCAACGAACUGGAUUCAGGGACACGAAGAGGAGUUUACUCGAGUGAUCAUGGUCGAUGCCUCCAGCCAAUCGCAGUUGGAAGCGGACUUAGCACGGUCAAUUCGUUCGUUGGGUCCGGAAUAUAGCAAGAUGACGUGGAAGGAUGCGGUGGCAUAUCUUGAUGGAAAGGAGAAAGGCUGGUUGCUAUACGUCGACAACGCCGACUCGCCAGAACUCGACCUCCUUCCAUAUCUCCCCCGUUCUAUUCAUGGGGCAACUCUGAUUACCACAAGGAACGUCGGGUGCGUCAACUACGCUCCUGACGGUGCGGUUCAUGUCGGUGGUCUCGAGGAGAGCGAGGCGGUGAAUCUUCUGCAUACAACCGCCAACAUCACCCCUACCUCGGACGUCGAAUCUCUCGAGAUUGCUCGUGAGCUAGGGAUGCUGGCGCUUGCCAUUACGCAAGCCGGAGCGUUUAUUCGCAAGACGCGCAGCCUCCAUACGUACCUCGAAACAUUUCGUCAGUAUCGAGAUCGACUCCUACGCAAGCAGCCCGACAUUGGCACGGAGUACGCUUUCUCCACAUAUACCGCAUUCGACCUAUCCUUUAACGAGCUACCGGCAAAUACGCAAGACUUCCUGAAGCUUUGCGCAUUUCUUCACCACUCAUUGAUUCCAAAGGACCUGUUCAAGCGGUCAAUCAGCUCCGGCUUUACCACAUACACAGUCAGGGACAGUCUCCCCCCGCCAGAGAGUGACAAGACUUUCAUCUCGAACCUGCGGUUCUUAGGCCCCAAUUGGAAUGAGAUUACAUUCCAGGAGAUUGUGGACUCGGCGUCGCAAGCGUCAUUUAUCGACGUUUCGAGCGACGGCUCAUUCUACAUGGUUCACCCUCUACUUCAGAUGUAUAUCAAGGAUCGUCUUGGUGAAGAAGAGAAUCGACGCUAUAUGCACACGACAGCACAACUGUUACUGGGUGCCAUCCGGCCUGUUGAGGAUAGCAAUGAGUGGUUCUGGCAGCUGCUCCCUCACGUCGACAGCAUCCCUCGGUCGGUGCAGUCAGAGAGCGUGGCACGCGGAUUGGCGUUCCACGAACUUUAUUACUCUUUGGGGAACUGGAAGGCUUGCCGAGAGCUGUUGGAAGCCGCACUUCCACGAUGCUCACUAUUUGUGAUGGGGGAACUUGCCGAUUUGCUGUGGAAGGAUGGCCAGUUCGACAAGGCCGAAAAGAUGGAGCGUGAGGUACUCGACUUGCUGCUCGAGAUACUUGGACCACGCCACCCGGACACCAUUUCGGCAGUGGGCAACCUUGCAAACAUAGUGUCUGACCGUGGUCGGUUGGACGAGGCUGAGAAGAUGCUGCGUGAGGUACUCGACUUGCGGCUCAAGAUACUUGGACCACGCCACCUGGACACCAUCUCGGCAAUGCACAGCCUCGCAAAUACACUAUCUGGCCGUGGUCGGUUGGACAAGGCCGAAAAGAUAGAGCGUGAGGUACUCGACUUGCGGCUCGAGAUACUUGGACCACGCCACCCGGACACCAUUAUGGCAAUGGGCAACCUCGCUUCUACACUGUCUGACCGUGGUCGGUUGGACGAGGCCGAGAAGAUGAAGCGUGAGGUACUCGACUUGCGGCUCGAGAUACUUGGACCACGCCACCCGGACACCAUUGUAGCAAUGCACAAUCUCGCAAACACACUGUCUGAGCGUGGUCGGUUGGACGAGGCCGAAAAGAUGGAGUGUGAGGUGCUCGAUUUGCGGCUCGAGAUACUUGGGCCACGCCACCCAGACACCAUUAUGGCAAUGGGCAACCUCGCUUCUACACUGUCUGACCGUGGUCGGUUGGACGAGGCCGAAAAGAUGGAGCGUGAGGUACUCGACUUGUGGCUCGAGAUACUUGGACCACGCCACCCGGACACCAUUAUGGCAGUGAAUAACCUCGCAAAUACACUGUAUGAUCGUGGUCGGCUGGACGAGGCUGAGAAGAUGCAGCGUGAGGUACUCGAUCUGCGGCUCGAGAUACUUGGACCACGCCACCCAGGCACCAUUUCGGCAAUGCACAACCUUGCAAAUACACUGUCUCACCGUGGUCGGCUGGACGAGGCUGAGAAGAUGCAGCGUGAGGUACUCGAUCUGCGGCUCGAGAUACUUGGACGACGCCACCCGGGCACCAUUUCGGCAAUGAACAACCUUGCAAGCACACUGUCUCACCAAGGUCGGUUGGAAGAGGCUGAGAAGAUGCAGCGUGAGGUACUCAACCUGCGGCUUGAGAUACUUGGACCACGCCACCCAGCUACCAUUGCAACAAUGAGCAACAUAGCUUCUAUACUGUCAGUCCGUGGUCGGUUGGACGAGGCAGAGAAAACGCAGCGUGAGGUACUCAAUUUCCAGCUCGAGAUACUUGGUCCACGCCACCCAGACACCAUUUCGGCAAUGAUCAACCUCGCUUCUACACUGUUCAAGCGUGGUCAUCUGGCUACCUCGUCCAGUCCUUCCGCAAUGUUUCAUGAGUCUGGUUGGCUUCGUGAAGCCAGAAACCUUCUGCAAGAGGUCGUGAAUCUAUGCGUUGAGGUAUUGGGCGAAGAUCAUCCUACUACUUUGAAAUCCAAGAUGUUUCUCAAGCAUAUUAUUUCCAAGCAAUCUCGGGCCUCGUAG
Molecule: messenger RNA, 3735 nt
Organism: Serendipita indica DSM 11827
Lineage: Eukaryota; Fungi; Basidiomycota; Agaricomycetes; Sebacinales; Serendipitaceae
Source: the annotation of a GenBank genome assembly